UGGAUAACCGGACGGAGUUAAUGUACGUACAGUAGCCUACAGGACGAUGCACGCUUCGGAGUUUCGCACUGUCAUGUUACUCGAACUUUUAGGAUUUUUUAUUGCGUCUUGGAGUGGCAAGUUCCCCUGCGAAACCGCCCCUCCUACUUAGUGUCUGUCUACUGUAUGAUAGCAAACAUGUACAAAUUGACACGAGGCAACCAAACACCUUUACUCACUUGAGGAUCUUCCACACAGUAAAAUGACCACCGGUGUGGAGCGAUUAUUUGACGAAUAUGGACAUUUUAAAAGGUUUCAGGCAUGUGUCUACUUUGCUGCAAUUUUCCAGGCCAUCUCCUGUGGAAUACAUUACCUGGCCUCUGUUUUCUUAGUUGAGACGCCUAAAUUUCUUUGUGACGCUCCUGCAAAUAUUACAGAUGUCCUGUACAGAAAUCACUCCUCAACAUCAUUGGCGGGCAUCUGGACUCACUACAAGCCAGGUUAUGGGCCGGUGGUUGUAAGGACAGCCGUGGGAGACCAUUGGGAACUCAGUCCUUGUUUUAAAGCACUCCGGCUUGAUGCCGUCAAUUUUCAAUACGAGUUCUUCGGGAACAAGACUGUGGCAUCUUGUUCUCGCUUUGUCUAUGAUCACAGCGAGGUCCAGCAGAGCAUCGUAACAGACUGGGACCUGGUGUGUGAAAAAGAAUGGCUGGCCAAGCUUACACAGCCAACAUUUAUGUUGGGAGUUUUGAUUGGAGCACUGAUAUUUGGGGACAUCGCUGAUAGAAUUGGGAGGCGGCCUAUUCUGAUAGCCACCAGCUUAUGUCAGUUUACAUUUGGCAUCAUUGUCGCAUUUACAGGAAACUACUACCUUUUCGUGGUGAUGCGUUUUCUACUAGCCAUGGUAUCCAGCGGAUACCUGGUGGUAGUCUUUGUUUAUGUGACAGAGUUCACAGGAAUUAAGGUGCGCACAUGGACCUCGAUGCAUGUGCAUGCAGCCUUUGCUGUGGGAAUCAUGGUAGUGGCACUAGUGGGGUACCUUGUUCGUGUCUGGUGGAUCUACCAGAUCAUCCUCACCCUCACGACCUCGCCAUUCUUGCUCUAUUGCUGGAAGUUUCCUGAAACCCCUUUCUACCUAAUGGCUAAAGGCCAGUACAAGGAGACCCAGGAACUGUUAGACAAGAUUGCUUCCUUUAAUGGCCUGCAACCUACACUUAAGGUGUCAGAGCUCAUAGAGGAAUGUGAUGGAGUGCUCUUGGCAGAUAAGCAAGCAGAUGAGACAGCAGUGGAAGUCGAGAAAAAGCUAAGCAUCCUGGACAUGUUUGGAAGCUUAAAAAUGGCCGGUCGCAGCGCCACCUGCUGGGCUAUUUGGUUCAUCGGAAGCUUGGGAUACUACGUCUUUAGCCUGGGAUCUGUCAACUUGGGAGGCAACCAGUAUAUCAACCUCUUUGUUGCUGGUGCUGUUGAAAUCCCAUCUUACCUAAUUGGGUGCUUUUUAAUGGAUCGUGUGGGUAGGAAGAAGACAUGCGCCCCAGCUCUGGUGCUCAGUGGAGUCGCCUGCAUGCUCAUUAUUAUCGUGCCCCAGGAUAUAGAGGUCUUGGCUAUAGUAUUAAGUAUGACGGGGAAAUUUGCUAUUGCCAUUGCAUUUGGUCUGGUUUACUUGUAUACCUGUGAGCUUUAUCCUACAAUCAUCAGGUCUCUGGCAGUAGGCAGUGGUAGCAUGAUGUGCCGGGUAGGAAGUGUCGUGGCUCCUUUCUGCGUUUACCUUUCUGACAUCUGGAUCUACAUGCCCCAGCUCAUUGUGGGAAUUCUGGCAUUCAUUGUCGGGAUUCUGACUAUGUUUCUUCCAGAGACUUUAGGACAACCCCUCACCUCCACUUUGGAAGAGGCUGAGGCUCUGGGGUCCAAGCCCAGAAAAGAGAAUGAAAUAGCGGAUGGGGUAGAGAUGAAUCAAACAAUCAAAGCUUGAAUCAGUGUUGUGCUUUAUGAAGAGACUAGAGAGAUUACAUUCUCUUUGAUAAUGCAUUGUUUUCAGAAAAUGUUUCUGGGUUAACACUAUGUUUUAUACAAAGAUUUCUGAAGGUUCCUUUGAAAAGUGUAACUGUUAAACGUCUUUUGUUUAUACUCGAAUCGAAUGUAUUAUUAAUCAAAUACACUUCAAUAUAGGGUUAACAAAACUAUAAACAUUAGUUUAUUUAGAUACUAAUGUUUUAAGUAGGGGUGUAACGGUACGCAAAAAUCACGGUUCAGUGCAUACCUAAGUUUUGAUGCCACGGUUCGGUUCAUUUUCGGUACAGUAAGGGCGAAAACUGCAAACAUUCAGCUGAUUUAAGCUAUACGUUUUAAAAAUAAAUAGCAAUGUGAAUGUCAUUUAAUUAUUUACCUAAAUAUCCGAGUACACUACUAUAUAUGGUUUCAUCAGAUGCAUGUGCAUUGCCGCUGUUAUGUGCCUGGCCCAAAGUUUACUUCCGGUCUGUGCUUGUUUCAGUCUGGCUAGAGACUACAAUGACCUCAGAAACAAAUUCCUUGUGGAAAAUAAAACAUGUCUCGCUUUCCAAAAGGUGAGGGGAGACAGUGAGCAUGGUUCUCCGCUGUGCGGAUUUGGCAGCCAGGCAAGAACUUAAAAAUCUUAUGCUAACAUUAUAUUCAUUAAUUUUAGACAGUAAUGUUAGCUCAGCGUAAUGGUUGAUACAAUUUAGUUAUGAUUUUGAACUAAGUAUAAUUUUCUGGUUAUUUAUUCAGCUUGUUCUUAAUUCUUUGCGGAAAGCUCUACGGAAAAACUACGGAAAGUUAAGUUUGGGCGACAAAAGCCAUUUGUUUAUGUUGUUGCCACUAAACCUCUAUAUUUGUAUUAUACAAGUUAAUUGACUGUUUUGCUAUAGACUAAAGAAAUGUGUUUAUCAUGCAUUAUCAGUAAACUAUGUGAUAAGUUUCUUUGCAUAAUUUGCUAAUAACAAAUCUUAUCUGUGUGCAGCUGUUUUUUUUUUUUACAAAAUUGCAUCUCAGGGUUUAGAACAAGAAAAGUGUUCAUUGUAGAGCAGGGGUAGGCAACGUCGGUUCUGGAGUGCCGAUGUCCUGCAGAGUUUACCUCGAAUCAAGCCCACCUGAACAAACUAGGGACCGACCUUGCCUACCCCUAUUGUAGAGUAAACUGUGACUGUACUAUAUAAACCUUAAAAACAUAUAGUUUCUAUAUUUUAAUUAAAGUUGUUUUUAUCUUCA
Paramisgurnus dabryanus is the source of this 3201-nucleotide messenger RNA. NCBI's taxonomy places the organism in Eukaryota, Metazoa, Chordata, Actinopteri, Cypriniformes, Cobitidae. The record is from RefSeq and is a predicted model, not a curated record.